Pediculus humanus corporis (human body louse) is the source of this 1746-nucleotide messenger RNA. RefSeq lists its product as uncharacterized. Bases 1 to 1746 code for a protein of 581 amino acids. NCBI's taxonomy places the organism in Eukaryota, Metazoa, Arthropoda, Insecta, Psocodea, Pediculidae. The record is from RefSeq and is a predicted model, not a curated record. The transcript has 3 exons.
AUGAUUUCAUCUGAUGCUCCAUUAGAUUCAGCAAAUUUACCGCUUGAACAUAGGGGAGCUUUCGUUGGUCCAUCCGGACAAUAUGGUCCUCCGGGUCCGCAAAAAGAUGAUCCGUGGCCUCUUUCCGCACCCGACAUGCCACAAAUAAAACACUUGCAAGUUCAGUGCGAAAAAACUCACAUGAGAGUCAACAUAGAAUUCGAUAGACCAUUUUAUGGAAUGAUAUUUUCCAAAGGAUUUUACAGCGACCCACAUUGCGUGCAUUUAAAACCCGGUACGGGACAUUUAAGUGCAACUUUCGAAAUUUUCCUCAAUUCGUGUGGCAUGUCAUCGUCCGCAAAUCACAUUGCCGGAUAUGGUGGGCCCACACCAUCCGGAAGCUACGUCGAAAACACCAUUAUUGUUCAAUACGAUCCGUACGUGCAAGAAGUUUGGGAUCAGGCAAGAAAAUUAAGAUGUACCUGGUAUGACUUUUACGAAAAAGCAGUUACGUUCCGUCCUUUCCAAGUUGACAUGUUACACGCCGUCACGGCUAAUUUCCUGGGUGAUAAUUUGCAAUGUUGGAUGCAAAUUCAAGUUGGAAAAGGACCUUGGGCUUCUGAAGUUUCCGGAAUAGUUAAAAUCGGUCAAACCAUGACAAUGGUAUUAGCAAUUAAAGAUGACGAAAAUAAAUUCGACAUGCUUGUGAGAAAUUGCGUGGCACACGAUGGAAAACGAGCUCCGAUUCAAUUAGUCGAUCAAUACGGAUGCGUCGUGAGACCUAAAAUAAUGUCACGAUUCCAAAAGAUUAAAAACUUCGGACCGAGUGCCAGCGUAGUUAGUUUUGCCUACUUCCAAGCGUUUAAAUUCCCAGACAGCAUGAACGUACACUUCCAAUGUGUCAUACAAGUAUGCAGAUACAACUGUCCCGAACCGAAAUGCGGCGGCGGCGGUUUAUCGGGAGACUAUGGAGUUCCUCUAUUGGGAGGAAGUGCGACCGGAAUAUCCGGACACGAUUUAGCCAAUUCUCUACAUGCCGAAUACGGUCCUCCUCUUCACGCCGAUUUUGCCGGACCCGCUUUCCCAGAUCCAAGACAUCCAUCGGGUCCCUCCGGAGCAUAUUCGGAACCCAAGCCAGAUAUAAUUCCAGCUCCUCAAGCUCAACAAUUAUCAUCAUCGACUGUCAUUUCCUCUCCCACCUCUCCCACGCCCCAAGCUUUAAAAUCAAACAACGAAGUUCAUCUUCCUCCGCCUCCAUUACCAGGUCAAUUCGCUUCUUACACGACGGUCAAAAGAAAAGGAACGGCAUCGGAAAAUGAAGGUAAUCUCGCGACGUUGGGUGGCAGACCGCGAUCGGUUGAUCCUAUCGAUCUCCAAGGCAUACGUAAAAGAAGAAACGCAGAAGUUAACGAACCGAUUAACAUAGUCAUGACUCGAGUUUACAAAAGAGAAGCUCAAGAAAUGACCGACGUAAACACUUCGAGGAUCAUUCAAGUUGUCGCUCCGGGAGACGUCAAUUUUGCUCUCAAUUCUCCAUCAUCGAACGAAACAGUAGUAAUUCAAUCGACCAACGACCCAGAAAACAUUUGCAUGUCCGUACCCAGUUUCGUCGGAGGAUUGGUCAUGCUUCUUCUUGUUCUAGUUGUUAGUUGUCUCGUUGCCGCUUUUCUCUUUGUUCGCGUUCGAUCAUUCGACCAAAAAGGAAUUGUCACGGCGUUCGUACAUCCCGGUUACGACAAUGCCGAAUUCGUUAAAUGCGCGAAUUGA